Messenger RNA from Echinops telfairi (small Madagascar hedgehog), 2822 nucleotides. It is a transcript of the gene SYT12, whose product is annotated as synaptotagmin 12. The transcript has 7 exons. Gene Ontology annotation, biological process: regulation of calcium ion-dependent exocytosis; calcium-ion regulated exocytosis; regulation of dopamine secretion. NCBI's taxonomy places the organism in Eukaryota, Metazoa, Chordata, Mammalia, Afrosoricida, Tenrecidae. Gene Ontology annotation, cellular component: membrane. Gene Ontology annotation, molecular function: calcium-dependent phospholipid binding; clathrin binding; phosphatidylserine binding. Bases 24 to 1289 code for a protein of 421 amino acids. The record is from RefSeq and is a predicted model, not a curated record.
CCGCAGCCCCUGCAGUGGGCAUCAUGGCCGUGGGCGUGGCAGAGUACCACCUGAGCGUCAUCAAGAGCCCCCCCGGCUGGGAGGUGGGCGUCUACGCCGCGGGGGCCCUGGCGCUGCUGGGAGUGGCCGCGGUGAACCUGUGGAAGCUCUGGACAUCGGGGACUUUCCCCAGCCCCUCCCCAUUCCCCAACUAUGACUACAGGUACCUGGAGCAGAAGUACGGCGAGACCUACGCCCAGGCCAGGCAGAAGAGAGCACCUGCCUGGACGGCCCAGCGGGUCAGCGCUCGGGGACCACCCAGCCGCAAAGGCAGCCUGGGCGUUGAGGACACCUUCGACAGCAUCAGCGAGCUGGGGCCCCUGGAGCUGAUGGGCAGGGAGUUGGACCUGGCCCCCUACGGGGCCCUGCGGAAGUCCCAGUCGGCAGACUCCCUCAACUCCAUCUCCUCCGUGAGCAACACCUUCGGGCAGGACUUCACGCUGGGCCAGGUGGAAGUGAGCAUGGACUACGAUGCAGCCUCACACACCCUCCACGUGGCCCUACUGCAGGGCAAGGACCUCCUGGAGCGAGAGGAGGUCAGCUUCGAGUCCUGCUUCAUGCGCGUCAGCCUGCUGCCCGAUGAGCGGAUUGUGGGCAUUUCCAGGAUCCAGAGGAACGCCUACUCCAUCUUCUUCGACGAGAAGUUCUCCAUCCCCCUGGACCCCGCGGGCCUCGAGGAGAAGAGUCUGCGCUUCUCUGUGUUCGGCAUCGAUGAGGACGAGCGCAAUGUCAGCACCGGGGUGGUGGAGCUGAAGCUCUCUGUGCUGGACCUGCCGCUGCAGCCCUUCCGGGGCUGGCUAUACCUCCAGGAUCAGAACAAGGCCGCCGACGCUGUGGGUGAGAUCUUGCUGUCCCUCAGUUACCUCCCUACGGCCGAGCGGCUCACAGUGGUGGUGGUAAAGGCCAAGAAUCUCAUAUGGACCAACAACAAGACCACAGCUGACCCCUUCGUCAAGGUGUACCUGCUGCAGGACGGGAGGAAGAUGAGCAAAAAGAAGACGGCCGUGAAGCGGGACGACCCCCACCCCGUGUUCAACGAGGCCAUGAUCUUCUCCGUGCCCGUCAUGGUGCUCCAGGACCUGUCUCUCCGCGUGACGGUGGCUGAGAGCAGCAGCGAUGGCCGUGGGGACAACGUGGGUCACGUUAUCAUCGGGCCAGCGGCCAGUGGCAUGGGCAUCACACACUGGAACCAGAUGCUGGCCACACUACGCAGGCCCGUGUCCAUGUGGCACUCCGUCCGGCGAAACUAGUGGCCGGGAUGGGCCCAGACAGGCACUGGAGCCACCCUAAGCCUGAUGCCAAAUCCUCUUCAUCCUGCAUCCUCCGUUGUCCAGCUGGAGCUCAAGCACCAGAGUGACUUGGCAGAGUCCCCGAGGGUCAGCAAGGUCCUUCUGCCCCGACUGCAGGGGACGCACUGCCCUGGCUACCUGUCCAGGGACCCAGUGUUCUCCCUCACAAUGACCAGCUGUAGCUGGGCCAGGCCUGGAAAGGGUGACCAAGCAAAGAGGCCGACCCUUGUCAGUUUUACUACCACACUGAGGUCCCUAAAGGGUCUGUCCCUCUAUCUAGGAGGUAGACCUGGCCUCUGCCCUCUCUCCACUCUGCCUGGGAACUAAGCCACCAACCAAGCUGGCUGUGCACAAGGAACUGGGCGAGCCUCGGGGACCAUGUCUGUCCUGGGUACUGGCGGGAUGAUAUGAACCCGAGAGCCCCUGCCACCGAGGGAUGUCAGCAGGAUCUGCUCCGUGCUGGAUGGCAGCCCUGCCAUGCAGACUCAGGGAGCUCUGAAGGCCAGCAGGCGGGCACAAGGAUGCCCCCUGUGCUGUCAAGGAAAAGAGAUAAGCGCAUCGCAGGCAAGGGGCCUACCUGAACCAGGGCAGGAGCAUGAACGUGGACAGAGCCCCUGCAGGGAUAGCAGGAUGGACUUCCCAUCCCAGAUGCAGCAGGCAGACCCCUUCUAGGGACACCAGCCUCUCCCUGGCCCCCCACUAUCCCUGUUCCUGGUGGCUCAGCGUGGAGAGCAGCCUCAGAGGCACUCUCUCUGAGACCUGCUCUUCUGACCCCACUGAGGGGUCUUCAGAACAAAUAGAGGGGUCCCAGCAGAACAAGCCUCCAGGGACCCCGUGACGGGAGAAGGCAUCACUGGCAGCACACUUCUGGGAGACUUGGUGGAGCAGGGCCGUGAGGGCAGGGCUCAGCCUGAGUGGCAGCAAUGAGGAGGGACUGCUGGGGCUCUCCCUUCUGCAGCAUGAUGGGAACCCAGGGCAGCUUGAGGGACAGCCCUGGAGGCAUCACAGGCCAGACUGGGCAGGAGAGGCUCUGAGCCCCCUUGGUCAGGCUUCCAAACAUUAUCUAAGGUGUGGGUUCAGGCAAGUAAUUGUGGGGGGCACCCUUGGGAGCAACCAGAGAGGAAAGGGAGGCAGGCAGGCGGGGACACGCAUUGGGCAAACGUUGGUUUCAGGAGGGUCUGGCCCAGCCGCUCACUGGGGCUGUCCUGUCCAGAAGCCAAGGGGCUGGGCUGUGGCAGCAGGUGGGGACCUGGCCUCACUGGGCAGCACCCAGAGGUCAGCUGGCCCAGGCAGCAUAGACUGGACAAGGGAAGCUGUGCUGGACAGCCUGGGGCUCCUCCCAGCCGGCUGCCCAGUGACGUAUAGGCCUCUCACUGCAUGCAGGCGCGCGCUGCACACCAGAAGGGCAUGGCGGGGACCUGGUGGGCUUCCUGGAAUUGCUUCUAGAACUCAAAUAAAGUCGGAGCAGGAAGGAGGGGGCUGCCUUGGCCCAGA